AUGUCGCCGCCAGUGGCCGCGCCCAAGGUUGGGUCCGCGAAGGACGUUCAGAAAGAGUCGACAGCAGCACGAUUACUGGGAGCCGGUACGAUCGCUCGAGUGAUAUUGUGACAUUGGGUAGCAGAUGUCCUAAUACAUCACUAUAGGAUCCGCCGGUAUCGCCGAGCUCAUCGUCUUCCAUCCCGUCGACACCAUCGCAAAGCGUCUCAUGUCCCACCAGGGUAAGGUAGCCAACGCGUCGCAGCUCAACGAGGUCAUUUUCCGAUCGCAUGCAUCCGAGCCCAUCGUCAAGCGAUUUUUCACUCUCUUCCCGGGCCUAGGAUAUGCUGCGGCGUAUAAGAUCUUGCAGCGAGUGUAUAAAUACGGUGGACAGCCAUUCGUGAGAGAUUAUUUGUCGACGAACCAUGGUGAUUCUUUCGACAGAGCGUUCGGCAAGGGCAAUGGCAAAGCGAUCAUGCACGCGACGGCUGGGUCAUUGAUUGGAAUCGGAGAGAUUGUCCUACUGCCACUGGACGUGCUCAAGAUCAAGAGACAGACAAACCCGGAUGCUUUCCGUGGAAGAGGCGUGCUCAGGAUCGUUGCGGAUGAGGGAUUUGGUCUCUACCGAGGAUGGGGAUGGACAGCUGCACGCAAUGCUCCUGGAUCUUUCGCGCUCUUUGGUGGUUCCGCAGCGGCCAAGCAGUACCUGUUCAAGCUCCAGGACUACAACUCGGCAACAUGGGUUCAAAACGGUGUCGCUUCCAUCGCCGGCUCAAGCGCAUCGCUUAUCGUUUCCGCUCCCCUCGAUGUCGUCAAGACACGAAUCCAGAACCAGAACUUUGAGGUCAAGCGAUCAGGUACAAAGAUCGUGGCCGAUAUGGCCCGCCACGAGGGUAUCGGUGCUUUCUUCAAGGGACUGGUUCCAAAGCUUCUCAUGACCGGGCCGAAGCUCACCUUCUCCUUCUGGCUGGCGCAGACACUGAUUCCGGCCUUCAACAAGAUGAUGUAA
Molecule: messenger RNA, 988 nt
Organism: Lecanosticta acicola
Lineage: Eukaryota; Fungi; Ascomycota; Dothideomycetes; Mycosphaerellales; Mycosphaerellaceae
Source: the annotation of a GenBank genome assembly